AUGGGAUUAGAAAACAACAAGAUAGUGAAAAGAUUCCUUAAUGUCGGUGAGAAAAAGGGAGGUUCUUCCACCAUGGGGAUAUUCGUUGGUGCAUUCGCUGCCUUUGGUGGUGUUCUUUACGGAUAUGACACCGGUACUAUUUCAGGUAUUCUUGCUAUGAAGUACGUUGUCAAGGAAUUCGCUGCCAAUCACACCGAAUUCACUUCCAGCGAGAAAUCUUUGAUCGUUUCCAUUUUGUCUGCUGGUACCUUUUUCGGUGCUGUUCUAGCACCGUUGUUAUCUGAUACUCUUGGUCGUCGUUUUACUAUUAUCUUUGCCUCUUUAGUUGUCUUCAACAUCGGUAUUAUUUUACAAGCCGCCGCAACUGGCAUUCCAUUAUUAUGUGCUGGUAGGGCCAUCGCAGGUCUCGGAGUUGGCUUGAUUUCUUCCUGUAUCCCAUUAUAUCAAUCUGAAGCUACUCCUAAAUGGAUCAGAGGUGCUGUUGUGUCCUGUUAUCAAUGGGCUAUUACUUUAGGAUUAUUGUUGGCUUCUUUAGUCAAUCAAGGGAGCCACGCUAGGAACGAUUCCGGCUCAUAUAGGAUUCCAAUUUGUGUUCAAUUCUUGUGGUCUUUGAUCUUGGGUGUUGGUAUGAUCUUCUUACCUGAAACUCCUAGAUUCUUUGUUUCAAAAGGAGACAAUGAUAAGGCAAAGCAAUCAUUAUCAAGGUUAAUGAAGUUACCUAUUGACCAUCCAGACUUAGUUGAAGAACACGCUGAUAUUAAGGCUGCGUAUGAUUUCGAAUCUCAUUUCGGACAAUCUUCUUGGAAACAAGUUUUCUCCAUGGAUCACCGUCAAUUCAAACGAUUAAUGACUAGUGUCUGGCUUCAAGCAUUCCAGCAAUUGACUGGUGUUAAUUUCAUUUUCUACUUUGGUACCACUUUUUUUGAGAGUGUCGGCCUUAACGGAUUUGUUUCUAAUUUGGCAACCAACAUUGUUAAUUUUGGUUCGACUAUCCCAGGUAUUCUUCUAACAGAUGUUAUAGGUAGAAGGAAACUAUUGAUAGGUGGCGCUAUUGGUAUGUGUGUUUCCCAGUAUAUUGUUGCGAUUGUUGGCAUUGCCACACCUACAGACUCUAAAGCUGCUGGUAAUGUUUUAAUCGCAUUUUCGUGUAUUUUUAUUGCAUUCUUUGCUGCAACUUGGGGUCCAGCUGCUUGGGUUGUCACUGGCGAAAUAUUCCCAUUAAGAACCAGAGCUAAGUCUGUUGCUCUUUCAGCUGCUUCCAAUUGGAUAUGGAAUUGGGCUCUAGCCUAUGCCACUCCUUACAUGGUUGAUUCAGGUCCAGGUAAUGGUAAUUUAGGUGUUAAGGUAUUUUUCGUUUGGGGAAGUUUCAACUUUUUAUGUAUCAUAUUUUCAUGGGCACUAAUUUACGAAACUAAAGGUUUAACUUUAGAACAAGUAGAUGAAUUAUAUGAACUUGUUCCUCAUGCUUGGAGAUCUCCUGGAUUCGUCCCAUCUACACAUGCUUUCAGAGAUGAUGCUAGAUCUAUUGGUUCUGAUAAGGCUAACGUUGUUGCUGAGGUUGAAGAAGUAGAAGAAUCUAAAGAAGCUUCCCCCUAA
Messenger RNA from Priceomyces carsonii, 1596 nucleotides. Its product is annotated as sugar porter family MFS transporter. Bases 1 to 1596 code for a protein of 531 amino acids. NCBI's taxonomy places the organism in Eukaryota, Fungi, Ascomycota, Pichiomycetes, Serinales, Debaryomycetaceae. The record is from RefSeq and is a predicted model, not a curated record. Gene Ontology annotation, biological process: carbohydrate transport; transmembrane transport. Gene Ontology annotation, molecular function: carbohydrate:proton symporter activity. Gene Ontology annotation, cellular component: membrane. The transcript has a single exon.